Dentiscutata erythropus is the source of this 128-nucleotide messenger RNA. The record is from the annotation of a GenBank genome assembly. Lineage: Eukaryota; Fungi; Glomeromycota; Glomeromycetes; Diversisporales; Gigasporaceae.
UAAAUAUUCUAAGUGGUAGUUAUGGUACACCUGUUUCCAAACAGUAUAAGCUUCUUCAAGCCAUACUUGAAUAUAAGCAGGAUUCAAUUUUGAGGGUAACUGAAUAUUGCACUUUGUAUAUUAAUUAA